AUGGGCUUCGUCGGCGUGUACACUGCGGUCUAUGACUACCAGCCGCAAGCUGAGGGCGAACUGGAAAUCCACGAAAAUGACCUCCUCUAUAUUCUCGACAAGGACGACGAUGACUGGUGGAAGGCCAAAAAGAAGGCUGAUCCGGAAGACGAUGAACCAGUGGGACUGGUGCCGAAUAACUACGUUCAAGAGGCACAACCUACCUAUAAAGCCAAAGCGCUCUACGAUUAUACACGGCAAACAGACGAAGAAAUUUCCUUUUCCGAAGAUGCCGAAUUAUCCGUAUAUGAUACUACCGACCCAGACUGGACGUUGGUUGGUUCUGGAACAGAUUUUGGAUUUGCCCCAGCAAAUUAUAUUCAGCUACUUUCCGAAAUCGCGCCAUCGCAAACACCGGCCGUAGCUCAAGAAGAGCCUGAACCGGAGCCUGUAUCUUCAUAUACGAGUCCCGAGCCCGAGCCAUCUCCGCCGCCAUCGCUUCCCCAACGACCUGUACAUACCGAACCGGAGGAGUAUGCAUCAGCCGCGUCCAGCCCGGCCAUACCGGACUCUAGCCCUGCUGCAGCGAUCGCGGGUAUGCUUCAUAGACAGCAUGGCUCCAUGUCUUCUCAUGAUACUUCGCGCGCCAUUCCUCCAGCACCACAAGCGUUUGUGUCUCCUGAAGAGGAGGAGGAGGAAGGACCUGCGCCUAGCCUUCCCACACGACCAAUAUCACAGCCAACUCCUCCCCGAGAAGUGCAUCGAUAUGAAGAGGAACCGGCAUCACCACCUCAGCCUCCUCGCCCACAACAUUUGCAAGUCACUUCGGCUCGGGACGACAAUGGGCGUGUCCAGGAAUCGCCGCCAUAUAGUCGUGUUGGAUAUUCGGCACCAUCGCCCCGUUCACCUUCCGGAUAUCGACUCUAUAAUAUCAACGAAAUGAUCUCAGUAUUAGGCAAGCGAAAGAAAAUGCCGACUACGUUGGGUCUUAAUGUGCCGAAAGGUACAAUCUUCAUAUCAGCUGAUUCAUCCGAGAACGAUACCCAGCAGGAAUGGACCGCAGAUAAGCUUACACACUAUUCAAUCGAAGGAAAACACGUCUUUAUCGAACUUGUCAAGCCGAGUAAAAGUGUUGACUUCCACGCCGGUUCCAAAGAUACUGCCCAUGAAAUAGUCGCAGCAUUGGGCGAAAUUUCUGGUGCUUAUAGGGCCGAGGGUCUGCGAGAAGUACUUGAGGCAGGACAAGGCGGUAGCGGAAUUCAGAAGAAGGGACAGAUGCUUUAUGACUUUAUGGCUCAGGGUGAGGACGAGGUGACUGUCGCUACUGGAGAUGAGGUGGUGGUUUUGGAUGACAGCAAAUCUGAUGAAUGGUGGAUGGUCAGGCGCAUCAAGAAUGGCCGUGAGGGUGUGGUUCCUAGCAGCUAUGUGGAGAUUACUGGUUUGGUUGAAGCAUCAACCCCGGCUACAUCUGCUAGCAAAUCUACAGCGGUUGAUCAGAAUCGGCAUGAGGAAGAACGUCUGGCAAAAGAAGCUUCGAGAAGAUCACGGGUUGAAUUCACGGACGGCCCACGAUCUGAGCGUCAUAAACGGGAAAAGUCUGAUAAGACAUCGAAACAAAAACCAGACACUACGAAGAUCAGAAACUGGACCGAUAGAACGGGAACGUUUAGUGUUGAAGCCCAAUUUCUCGGUCUCCACGAUGGCAAGAUCCAUCUCCACAAGAUGAAUGGAAUCAAGAUUGCGGUUCCAACGGCCAAGAUGUCCGUUGAAGAUUUGGAAUAUGUCGAAAAAGUUACCGGAGAAUCCUUGGAUGAAGAUAAGCCAUUGUCCGAUAUUCGACGUCGUAGUAUGCAGGCAAAGAAGGAAGAAAAGGAGAAAGCCGAGAAAGCAAAGGAAAAGAAUGGCGUUCAUGUUCAAGAAUAUGAUUGGUUCGACUUUUUCCUCAAAGCUGGUGUCGGACCACAUCAGUGUGAACGCUACGCACAGAACUUCUCAAAGGACUCUAUGGACGAAGCCAUCCUGCCGGAUAUUACGCCUGAAACUCUUCGUACGUUGGGCCUGAAGGAGGGCGAUAUUCUUCGUGUGAUGCGAUAUUUGGACACAAUGUUCAACCGAACUGGGUCUAAGUCUCGCCUACGAAAUGUCAGUUUUGGUGGCGAGGAAGUCAUUGGAAACGGCGAGACUGGUUUGUUUUCUGGAGCUGGCGGUGCUCUCAAGAAUAAUACAUCUCGUAAAGGCCGUCCAGCUCCUGCUGUGCAGACCGGCGAUGUCGUGGAUCCUAAGGCGUUCGAAGUCAGAGAUGGCAAAGAAAGUGCCGAAAAGGCAGAGCCAGCUCCUGUACGUCAAACCACGCCUCCAGCUGAAAAGCCGGUUCAGCGUGGUUUCGAUGAUGAUGCUUGGGACGUUAAACGACCAAAGGAAUCCUCGGCGCCCGCUGCUACUGCUGCUGCUGCUGCUGCUGCCGCACCUGUAGAGCCACCGAAGCCAGCUCCACCGACUGGUGCAAUGGCUGAUCUGUCGCUGCUUCAAGCACCUUUGAAACCAACGCCAGCACCCAGCCAGCCGACUCCACCCGCAGCAGUUCCUGCCGCCGCUGUUCCACCUCCAACUGUGCCUGUUCUUGCUCCUAUGCUCCCUCAACAAACUGCAACUCUAUCAUACCCUCAACCUGCCGCGCCUCAACAACCUCAAGCUACAGGGGCCAAUCCGGGCUUCUUUCAGCAGUUGGGACCUCUACAACCACAACAGACGGCUGUUCCGAAUCAACCCCAAGGAAUGGGCUUUUCUUUGCAGCCCCGCCAGCGCCCUGUGCCUCCACAGACUAUGAACCAGAACUCUUUGCUGCCACCACCGCCUCAGCGACCCCUAUCGGCUCCUCAAGAUUUCCAGCAAAGUCCUUUUGCCGCUCCUCCUUUGCAGCCUCAGCUGACCGGCAUUUCUCGCAAUGCGCCACAAUUAGCGCCUACCGGCCAGAGUCUAGCGGAGCUCAACCAGCAACGAUUCCAGCCGCAACAAUACGGUCAACUGCAGCCUCAGUUAACUGCAUUCCCACAACAGCAACAGCCACAGUUCCAGAAUGGUCUCAUGCCGCAGCCGACGGGUUUCCAGCCACAAUCGCAGUUUGGCUUCCAGCAGCAGCAACAACAACAACAACAACAAUUCGCGGGUAUGGCGCCGCAGCCAACCGGCUUCGGUGGAUUCUCACCACCACCCCAACAACCCAUGGCAACUGGAAUCAACGGUAUGCUCCCGCCUGCACUACAACCUCAACAAACAGCGGUGAAUGGAUUCGGCACGAGCAUCAGUCCUCCCCCUCCACUUAUUCCACCUAUUCCUCAAAUGCCGACAGUGGCACCAUUGCAGCCACAGAAGACAGGCCCAGCACCGCCUGUCCGAUUUGGAGUCAAGCACGACGCAAAGAAACUCACACCUCAGCCCACGGGGAUGCGUGCCAACCUUGCACAAGCCACCCCGUCAAAUCCAUUUGGUUUCUAA
Talaromyces marneffei is the source of this 3474-nucleotide messenger RNA. RefSeq lists its product as uncharacterized. Gene Ontology annotation, molecular function: protein-macromolecule adaptor activity; ubiquitin binding; cytoskeletal protein binding. The record is from RefSeq and is a predicted model, not a curated record. Bases 1 to 3474 code for a protein of 1157 amino acids. Gene Ontology annotation, biological process: regulation of actin filament polymerization; actin cortical patch assembly. Gene Ontology annotation, cellular component: nucleus. Lineage: Eukaryota; Fungi; Ascomycota; Eurotiomycetes; Eurotiales; Trichocomaceae. The transcript has 5 exons.